AUGAUAUCUAUCUAUCUAUCUAUCUAUCUAUCUAUCUAUCUAUCUAUCUCAGUCUCUUUAUAUCUACCUAUCUCAGUUUUUCAUUAUCUAUCUAUCUAUCUAUCUAUCUAUCUAUCUAUCUAUGUCUGUUCAUUAUCUAUCCCUCUAUAUAUCUGUUUGUCUGUAUUUCUUACUUUCUUAGUCUAUUCAUAUCUAUCUAUCUAUCUAUCUCAUCCUUUAUUUCCUUCCUUCCUUCCUUCAUUCUUCUUUCCUUCCUUCCUUUUUCCUUCCGUCUUUUCUUCCUUCCUUUAUUCCUUCCUUCCUUCCUUCCUUCCUUCCUUCCUUCCUUCCUUCCUUUCUUCCUUCUUUCCUUCCUUCCUUUCUUCCUUCAUUCCUCCUUUCCUUCCUUCUUUCCUUCCUUCCGUCCUUCCUUCCUUCCUUCCUUCCUUCCAUCUUUUCUUCCUUCCUUCCUUUGUUCCUUCUAUUCUUCCUUCCUUCCUUACUUCCGUCUUUACUUCCUUUGUUCCUCCUUUCCUCCCUUCCUUCCUUCUUUCCUUCCUCCCUUCCUUCCUUCAUUCCUUAAUUCAUUCUUUCCUUCCUUCCUUCCUUCCUUCCUUACUUUCUUCCUUCCUUCCUCCUUUCAUUCCGUCCUUUCUUCCUCCAUUUUCCCUUCCGUUUUUCUUCCUUUGUUCCUUACUUCCUUCCUGCCUUCCUUCUUUCCUUCUUUCCUUCCUUCCUUCCUUCCUUCCUUCCUUCCGUCUUUUCUUCCUUCUUUCCUUCUUUCCUUCCUUCCGUCUUUGUUCCUUCAUUUGUUCCUUCCUUCCUUCAUUCUUUUCCUUCCUUCCUUCCUUCCUUCCUUCCUUCAUUCUUUCCUUCCUUCCUUCCUUUUUCCUUCCGGCUUUUCUUCCUUCCUUUAUUCUUUCUUUCUUUCCUUCCUUCCUUCCUUCCUUUCUUCCUUCCUCCCUUCCUUCCUUCAUUCUUUCUUUACUUCCUUCCUACUUUAUAUUCUUUCCUUUCUUCCUUUCUUCCCCUUUCCUUCCUUCGUUUCUACCUUCCUUCUUUCCUUUCUUCCUUUGUUCCUUCAUUGCUCCUUUCCUUCCUUCCUUGCUUCCUUCAUUGCUGCUUUCCUUCCUUCCUUACUUACUUCCGUCUUUUCCUCCUUCCUUCAUUUGUUCCUUCUUUCCUUCUUUCUUCCUUCCUUCCUUCCUUCCUUCCUUCCUUCCUUCUUUUUUCCUUCCGUCUUUUCUUCCUUCCUUUAUUCCUUCCUUCCUUCGCUCUUUUGUUCCUUCCUUCCUUUGCUCCUUCUUUCCUUCCUUCCUUCAUUCUUUCCUUCCUUCUUUCCUUAUUUCCUUCCUUCCUUUCUUCCUUCAUUCCUCCUCUCCUUCCUUCCUUCCGUCUUUUCUUCUUUCCUUCCUUUGUUCCUUCUUUCCUUCCUGCCUCCUUUCCUUCCUUCCUUCCUUUCUUCCUUCAUUCCACCUUUCUUUCCGUCCUUCCUUCUUUCCUUCCGUCUUUUCUGCCUUCCUUUGUUUCUUCCUUCCUUCCUUCUUUCCUUCCUUCCUUCCUUCCUUCCUUCUUUCUCUUCUUACACCAACAUUUUCUUCCUUUCUUUCUUUCUUUCUUUCUUUCUUUCUUUCUUUCUUUCUUUUACCGUCUUCUAACAUGUUCCUUCUCUUUUCCCUUCUAAUUUCUUUUUCAAUCAAUGAAAGAGAGUUCCUUCUUUUCCGAUUUAUCUACACUCCUUCUGUUCAUUAUCUAUCUAUCUAUCUAUCUAUCUAUCUAUCUAUCUAUCUAUCUAUCUAUCUAUCUAUCUAUCCAGAGGGUGCGAUGGAAAAAUUGUCGUCUCAGUUAUGCAAAAACGAAAAUAACACUGACAUCUCAUUUUAA
This is a messenger RNA of Acanthosepion pharaonis, 1863 nucleotides long. The record is from the annotation of a GenBank genome assembly. NCBI's taxonomy places the organism in Eukaryota, Metazoa, Mollusca, Cephalopoda, Sepiida, Sepiidae.